Molecule: messenger RNA, 3079 nt
Organism: Hemiscyllium ocellatum (epaulette shark)
Lineage: Eukaryota; Metazoa; Chordata; Chondrichthyes; Orectolobiformes; Hemiscylliidae
Gene: mdm4
Product: MDM4 regulator of p53
Exons: 11
Coding region: 156-1664 (502 amino acids)
Biological process (GO): regulation of cell cycle; negative regulation of apoptotic process
Cellular component (GO): nucleus
Molecular function (GO): ubiquitin protein ligase activity
Source: RefSeq, a predicted model, not a curated record
UAGUCCCCACGGCGGAGAGUGACGGUUGGCGCGGUCAUGUCGGCGAGGUGAAAAACGGCUGAUCCUUCCCCCCCCCAAAAAAAACCACAACUGCCGGUCGGUGAUGUCUCCUCGGAGAUGAGGGUGCUUCAGUAAACGCACAUUUCCAUGUCAAUAUGACAACAGCUUCCACGUCUAAGCCGUAUACAUCCGAAAGUCCAUGCAGUGUUUCAGCAGAGAAGCUUGGCCAGAUAAGGCCAAAGACACCUCUGCUGAACAUCCUGCAUGAAGCAGGUGCAUCAGGAGAACACUUCACAUUGAAGGAGAUAAUGCAUUAUCUUGGUCAGUAUAUAAUGUUAAAGCAACUCUAUGACCAACAGCAACAGCACAUUGUACAUUGUGGAAACGAUGCUCUCGGUAAAGUAUUUGGAGUCCAGAGCUUCUCUGUUAAAGAUCCAAGCCACUUGUAUGGAAUGCUUUCGAGGAACUUGAGAACUGCCAAUUUUCAAGAUGCUGCACAGACUGGCACACUUGUAAAGGAUACGAAAUGCCUGCCUAUGAGGGAAGAUCGUCUGAAGUGCCCUGCAUUAGGGGAACUUAGUGAAGAAGAAAUAACUGCCUGGAACCUCCCAACUUCAGCUACCUCACAUUUAAAACGAAAGAACUCUGAAUCAGAUGAGUCUGUGACGGAUGAUCAAUCCGAAUGUCAAGCCAAAGAUAGUAUUUCUGGUCUUUGGGAUGCCGCUGCGCUGCCAUGGUGGUUUAUUACAAGUUUGCGUUCAAACUAUGGGAGUCGAAAGAGUGGAUCAACUGAUAUCUGCAGCAACCAGGAUAUAGACACUGCCAUUGUUUCUGACUCGACUGAUGAUCUGUGGUUUCUAAAUGAACCUGCCAGUGAUGAAGUAAAUGUGGAAAUCAAAUUUGAGACAGUAGAAACAAAAGAAAAAGAUCCUCGUGAGAACCAGAAAGGAGAGGAGGAAAAAAAUACAGAAUGCAAGGAGGCCUAUUCUUCCCUUCAGGUUACAAUCUAUGAAGCUGAUGAUGACCUGCCGUGCUCAGGGGAUGCUACCGACACAGAAAUCUCAGACGUGUUUGAGAACUCUGAUGGUUUAAAGGACUCCUGGAAAUGUACCAACUGUGGAAAAUGUAAUCCUUCUCAGAAGCAAUAUUGUCUGCAGUGCUGGGCACUUCGUAAAGGCUGGUACCUCAAUCCCAAGUUUGUACAUUCAACAUCCGACCCGUUAAUUACUGGCUUUGAGGCUACAGAGGAGGCUGAAGGCAUUGAUGUUCCUGACUGCAGAAAGUCUGUUUCUGAGCCUCUGAUUCAGACUGAACAACUCCAAUGUAAUGAGAAAGGAAAACAUAUCCAACAUGGCUCUUCAGAAUCCUUAGAUAGACUUUCGCAGCCAUCCACAUCAAGUAUCAACUUCAGCAAUAAAGAGGAACUUCGGUCUGAGGGUGGAGGAUCAAAAACUCAGUGUGAAGACUCCUCACAUUUUCGGAGGAACUGCUUGGGACCCUGUCUUGUCUGUGGUGUACGCCCCAGGACUGGGAACAUUAUCCAUGGAAAGACGGGACAUCUCGUAGCAUGCUAUGCAUGUGCUAAAAUGUUACAUAAGCGUAAACUGCCUUGUCCUGUGUGUGUGCAGCCAAUUAAUACAGUUAUAAGAACUUUUAUAGGAUAGCUAGAUGCCAUGUUGUCAAGUGAAAUGAAAAAUUAUCUUGUUUAUGGUGUUCCAUUUGAGCUUUUCCAAUUGCCUUUGCAACAUUAGGUAAUGGGUAAAGAACAGACUACCAGAGAAGAGGCAGGAGUAUCAGGAGAAAUGGUGUUCUUACACUGUUUCCACUGUGACACAAACUAAUGUUAGUUUGGUUAAUACUGUAUAAUACUGAACUAAUUAGAUAAAUUACUUGUUCACAAUAAGUGCCGUACACCCUAAUGUAGCCAGUAUGUUUGUGAUAAAUUUGUCAGCAGCGGUAUUUUUGAGUGUUGGAAUGCUCUAGAUUCUAUUCAGUAUAACAUUGGGUUUUAUCAUAAUAUUUAUUUUGGUUUUUCAACAAUUUUAUGUACUACUUUGAAUAGCAAUGGUACUGAAUUUAUUAUCUAUUAUAAUUGUCUAAGUCAUUAUAUUUAUCAAUGAAACUAUUGAAGCUGACCAGUGUACUUUUAAAAUUGGGCUAUAUUCUGCAAUUGUCCUCAUUGCAAGUUGGAUCAAAAACAGCUCGCUGUGUCUCAGCCUCCAAGUUGCAGAGUUCUGGUUUCAAAUACUUUUGAGCUGCAAAUGAUCUGAAACAUUCUGUGGUUGUGAUGUGUAAUUCCACAGUUUUUUUUUCCGCUAACAUCUUCUGCUGUAGUCACGAGAGAUGCAAUUAUCUGCAGUCAUCUUGAUUGCCAGUUGGUGCCAGCUAGAAUUUGAAAUGCUAUGCUGUUUUUUGACAUAUAAAUAACACUAAUCUAGUAACCAUUUUAUUUUGCAAUUGAUUCUACACUUAUGUCGGAAUUGGUGCCCAGGCAUUUGAGGAAUGAAGAAAUUGCCCAUAACCCAUUGCUUUUAAUGUAAUAUUUCUAUCUGUUUAUCUUUUUCUCUCUUGAUUCCACUAUUCCAAGCAACAGUGAUGGGUGCUGUGCAUAGUCCCAUUAAUUUUGGCUGCAAAUGCUUUUUUUAAAUCUAUGCAACUCUAGUUUGGAAAGUCAGAAUUUAAAGUUUUUGUGCUAUUUUUGAGAUAUAUACUUCACGUGGAAUCUGGUGAUUAUGACUUAUUGUAACAGUGUUAAAGCUAAUAUUUCUUCUGACCUCACAACAUAUAUAUUGGGUGUGUAAACUGGCAUUUUAGUUCAAGUUCUGGAGUAGAAUGGUUUGAGAAAAUUGAACUAUUGUUCUUGUACAGUGGCAAGUACUGUACCAUGUUUCCACGUGAAGUCUCUGGCAAAUAUUGUUUCGUUUUCAAGUUGAUUGAGCACUUUGGUUUGGUGUUAAAUAUCCUUUUUAUAUUUUUGACAAUUUUUGUGUUUUCGAUUGAGGUAGCUACUAUUUUGUGUCAUCUGAGUGUCUUGUGUGAGAAUUUAUACUAAGCUGCAACUAAUGUGCAAUAAUUCAGU